This is a messenger RNA of Pomacea canaliculata, 4028 nucleotides long. RefSeq names its product microsomal triglyceride transfer protein large subunit-like. Gene Ontology annotation, cellular component: Golgi apparatus; endoplasmic reticulum; basolateral plasma membrane. Gene Ontology annotation, biological process: lipid transport; lipoprotein metabolic process. Gene Ontology annotation, molecular function: lipid binding. NCBI's taxonomy places the organism in Eukaryota, Metazoa, Mollusca, Gastropoda, Architaenioglossa, Ampullariidae. The record is from RefSeq and is a predicted model, not a curated record.
UUUCAAAAUUCGUCUGCUCCGAGAGCGCUUCAGCGGAAGAAGGAUGCAGUCAGCUGCUGAGAAAAAGGUAUGACUGCAAGUUUGCUUGACCCGGGAAAGUACGGACUUCGUUCUCUGAACAGUUCGUUGGGUCGCAGUCCAUCUGUGAACAUCGUCAUCCACAGGUCACAGGUCACUUACAGCUCCGCUGCUACAACAUGGCUUUUGGGGCAUUGUGCUGUCGAUAAUUGCUCUUUAUUUUGUGCCUGGUUUCUCCCUUAAAUAUGAAGUUGGUAAAGUCCACCAAUAUGCAUACUCCACAAGUACAUUGUUUGAUGAGGUCAACAAAGAAAAAAUGGCAGCAACCAUGAAAAAGGAUGUUGGAGUUCAGCUUUCUAUUACCUUUGAGCUCAUUCCACUAGUUACAGGAGAUGAACAGUUUCUCAAAGUACAGCUGACCUCUGCCAAGUACAACAGCAUGGCACGACCUAAUAAUGAAGUGGCAGUGCCUGAACUGCUGAAGUACCCAGCUUUCUUUGAAAUGACAGGAGACACCAUCAACAAAGUAUAUCUUGUAGAAGGUGACUCAAUCUUUGCCACCAAUAUCAAGAAGGGAAUUAUGGCACUAUUCCAGAUCAAGGAGGAGGCUGGAGAGAGAACAGAAAUUGAUGUCUCAGGAGAGUGUCGGGUAGCAUAUGACACACCCUCACCCAACAUGGUGGUUAAAACCAAAGCCUGUCAGAAUUUGGAGAUUGCAGGACAGUUUUAUAGUCCAAAUAAGGUGCUGGGUCUAACUGUGUGGAUGAAGGCAACUAUGAGCUAUGAAAUAGAAGAUAGCAUAAUACAGAGAGCCGGUGGUACCAGCCAUGUUGUGUCUUACAUCAACAGCCGAACCAGUUUGAAUGGAGGCCUUAUUAGCAGCCAGAAACUUAGCAUGGAAAAUAUCAGUGACAAAAAUAUGUUGAGCUCAUUAAGCAUUGAAGAGGCUGUGAGUAAAGCAGAAACAGAGAUUGGAAAAUCACUGGUAAUGUCUUUACUGCCUAGCGAUAAUGAGAUUACACAGUGUGACGAGGACUGCCAGUCUCCUAAAGAGCUGGCUGGAAAGCUUCAUGAUGAUCUGACUCAGCAAAAACUUGCAUCCUUGGAUUCAGCCAAAGCUUUUGUCAAGAUGCUACGAAGCUUCAGGAAUUCUGGAACAAAAGCCAUUUCUGAAGUUUUUUCCAGUCCUGAUAGCUACUACAUAGUCCCACAGUUGAUAGAUGUUGCUGCAGCUGCUCAGACUUCAUCAUCCCAGGAAGCUUUAAUGGGUCUUCUGUCUUUUGAAGAUGACUACGCUGUAGAUUAUCCUGAGAGAUAUUUGUUGGCUGCUGCUUACUCAACUCACCCGUCCGAAGCCCUGAUCAGAGAUCUGAUGGGAGUUCUUGGUAAACCGAUUCCAAGUGAAACCCUGAAAGAGUCUGUGUUGCUGGGUUUGGCAGCUGUCACUCAUACAUACUGCCAGAUUAGAGACCAGUGCUCACAUAAGGUAAUCAAAGAAGUGCAGCAGCUGCUAGUGUCAGGGCUCUGGAACUGUGGGCAGCAGACAUGUCAACAGAUGUAUCUGCGAGCACUGGGCAAUGCUGGUCUCUCAGACACAGUGCCGGUCAUUCUGCCUUUCACUGAGACACCUGCUGUGCCCAUGUUAUCAGUUACUGCAAUCAAUGCCCUUCGCAGGAUUCAUAGGCAGUAUAUCAACAAUGAGGUAAAGAAUGCUAUGUUAAGAAUCUUCCAUCAAACAACUGCCCAGUAUGACAGCACUGUAAGAUCUGCAGCAUUGGAGUUGAUUCUCAAAAACCAACCUUCUCCACAUGUGUUAAGAAAUAUUCUCUUGACUGCCCUGGACCAAACAAAUGCAGAAUUCUCAUCGUACAUUGUCAGAUGUGUUAUUGACACUGCCACUUUUGAUGUGUCACUCAGGGAAAGCUUACAUGCUGUUUUACAAGAUCCCUCCAUCAAUAAUUAUUAUAUCCUAUCCCAAAAAGGAAAAUCAAGUAUAUUCACCAGUUAUCUAGCAAAAACUGCAGAAAUCAAUGCAACAUACACAAUGUUCAUUGAGAAUACAAAUUCUGGUGUCAUGAAGAAAAGUGGCAUGGAUGUGUCUCUUCUAGGGAGGAAACUGAAAGAGCCAUUUAUGAAGUUUGGAAUUUAUGCAGAAGGCCUGGAAUCUCUUGUUGGGGAUACUGAAGAGUCUGAAGAAACAAAUGUUCCUGAAAAAGAAUCACCAGCUCCUGCUGAGCCUACGGCUGGCAUGACUUUUACCCUGAUGGAUGUGCUGCUGAGGCAAAUAGAGUUUUUUCGUGGUUCAGCGGGACUUAUGUCUGCAGUAUGGAAUGCUCCUUCUGAACUAACAUCAGCUUUGCAGGCUAAUUUGCUUCUUCAAGACCACUCCCAGCGUGUGCACCUGAGUAAUGGGCUGGUGGUUGAAGUGCAGGUGGUGGGUGUGCUAUCAGUAGAUCUCUCUGGCUAUGUCAGCAUCAGUUUGUGGAACAGAAACUGUGAGGCUCUUGUCAAAAACAGUGGCGCUCUUUAUAUAGAGGGAUCAAUGCGCAUUGACUCUUCACUGCUCAAAUCAGGACUUGUCUUCAAGGGAGAGGGUCAAAGUUCCAUUGACUUCCAAACUGAUGCUGAUUUUUAUGAAAUGCCUCUUAAACUCUGCAUGCAAAUGAUGAGACCAGAAUUUACCUUCAGACAAUCAUUCAGCCAGUAUGAGAAGCUUAAAGGUCUCAAGACAUUAAGGAGAAAAACUGCUAAAAUUAGUAAAGUGCCUUUUGAAUCUUUCUUCUUGAACAAAGCCAAUUCAGAGGAAUGCAAGCUUUUGAAAAAGGAAUAGGUGUGGAACAUUUUCCAGCAAGGUGCAGACAUGACAUGAGGUGAAGCCAUGGGUUGACAAGCAGCAUUUACCUGAUGUUGAUCUUUCAGUAUUAACAGGCUGAGUAGGAGCCAAAUAGAUUUUUUUUACUGUUUCCUGUACGUGCCAAGCUAUAAAAUGUUUACAGUUUACCUUUAUGCCAAACAAGUAUUCAAAACAAAUGGUUUAUCACGCUUUUCUGUUAAAAACAUCAACAACAUUAACAAAUGGGCAUAUGCAAUACAGAUGACAUUACUGCCACAGUUUGUAUUUUGUGGUGCUUUUGUGGUAUUGUUACAAAUAGUCUAUUUUACAGGCUGGUUCUAAUCAAAAUUUUAUUAUCUUGUUCAGAAAUUGUAAAUAUAGUGAAAAAAUAUUUCUUUUGUACUGAUAAUGAAAAUAAAUGUCAUUUUACUUUAGCAUCACUAGAAAAAUUGUGGUUUGACAUUUUACCUUCUGUUAUUUUUUUCUUGCAUUGUAUUAUUUCCCUCUACCAUUUUGGGACCAAAGAACGAAAUUUGUAUCGAGGGCAAUUUUUUCUUAACUGCAUUUAAAUCGCAUAGUUCUGAUGUUGAAAAUGAAAUAUUUUGAGGGUAUUUUUGUAUCAGUGUAAUCAGAACUGAAGUCAUUGGCCAGCUACAGGUAUGUGGGCGUUUUUUUCUCGAAAUUGCUUUUUAGGGGUUUUUUAAAAGUGGCUAUGCAUGAACUGUUACAAGUUUUAAUCCGUGAAAUUGCAUUGGAAUGUGAAGUGGCAGCUGCGAGACAGGAACUGCAUGUACACCAGGCAUUAGCUGUAUGACGGACAUGGUGAGCGUCAGAUGUGCGUCAGGCGUGGCGAGGCUGAGGUGGACAUCUGCUGCACGCCAGCUCUUUCUCCUCACAAAGUAGUUGUCCUUGUGUUGGGUCAGUCAUCAUGGAUCUCAUUGCAGAAUUGCAUCAGUUUGUGCGACAAAUCGAGUGAUCGCCUGACGGAGAAAAUAAUGAAAUACGCAGUUUCAUCCACACGUGUGUGCGUGCGUGUGUGUGUGAAGUCACCUGAGCUUUGUUGGACAAAUUGUACCUGACAGCUUUUCAAUCAAAUACUCUAACAUACAUUUGUAUGAUCCAUUUGUAAAGCAAGCAUUUCAUACCUUUUAUAUCUCCAAUAAAAAGCCUGACUGUG